CAGUGGUAUGGGCAAUAAGGUUGCCCAUCUUGGCUCAUCGGUAGGAUGUAUUUCUAUAUACAUACACGUGGAUGCAUGUGUUGUGUUAAAGCUGAAGAUGGUUUCUGUAUUGCCCCAUUUAUCCUCCCAUCCCUCUUCAACAGAGGAGAAAUCAUUAGAAAUUUAGGCCAUGAAAGAGUUGCUUUUGUUUUGGCAAAGUGGAGGCUGUUGGAGAUGAAGACUUGGGAAUAAAGGCAGCCUGUAAGUACAGCUCCCAGGAAAAGCUGCUGCUGACUGGGAGGUGGGAAUGCGAGGCAAGGAGGGUGUAUAACGCCCUGUCUCCUUUGCUCCCCCCUUCACCCACUCUCCUCCUGCCCAGUCCCUUGCCCCCAGCAAUUGCAGAGGUGGGGGGGGGCAGCCAGUUGACCAUGGCACGCUGCCGUGCUGGGAGGGCUCACAGUGCCUAAAGGGGGUUUUUGUGAGGGCUUGGAGCUGAACUGUUGAAAUCUGUGCUCAGAUUCCUCCUGGUGCUGUCAGAGGCAGAUCCAGCCCAAUUCUGUGAGUUCCCUCCCAGUUGGCUCGCCCAGCUGCUCUGCCAGAGUCUGAUACUGAGUUAGGGAGCAUCUGGCUGUGAUGUGCUGGGGGUCUGGGCAGGCCCUUAGCGGCUUCCAGCAGCCGGGCAAGCUUGUAUCCUUCUAAAAAAUGCCUGCUGUGAUGCUGGGCAGGCUGUGGAGAGACCCCUCAGACGAGCUGGGCUCCUUCAGCUCAUCCCAUGAGAGGGUCUCACUGUCCCUGCCAAGCCUCAUGCCACCGAUAAACCCUGGCCCUUCACUUCCUCCCAUCGGAAGUCAUUAACGCCGACGAGCUUUUCUGGCUGAAUAGUUCCCAGUAACUCCGUGCCGCCGCCUGACAUCCAACACCGCCGCCUGCCCGUGCUCCCUGCUCCAGGAGACAGCCUUCAGCGCUCGCGCUCUCUCCUCCUCCUCCUUGCGCUGUCAUCAUCGUCAUCUGCUCUUAUCAGGAUGGGAACCCCUCUGUUUUGGGGUGUGCCUGGGUGGGACCGAAGCGUUUCAGGGGCUCCCUCCAUCCUGUUUGCACCCUUUGAGCAGUAUGUGGUGGAAGGCUGGGCCGUGCUGCCCUGUCUCCCUCGGGGCUCCUGUAUGGGACCGGGGUCAAUAUGCAGCAGAAAGCAAAGCUGCUUCCAUCAGCAUGGGCAUUCAGGAAUCUACGCCCACCUUGCAAACACAUCAGUAAAAAUACAUUUUGGGUUUUUUUUCGCUUGUCUUCAGGUCUUUAAGCCUUCUGGGAAGUUGCAGGUUGAGGUUUGCGACUUUGUUCUGUCAGUGAUAGUCAGAGAAGUUUCUUUCUCAGUUUCUUGUGGUUUCGGGUGUGCACGGUGCUGGUGCUUUGGGAGGGGAGCAUGUUCAUUCAGGAUGGCCCUGGCGUAUUUUGGGACCAUGGGCUUUGGGGAGCGGUAGGAGCAUCCUGGGACCCUCCUGGCCCGAACCAUUCUCAUCUGGACUUCUGCGGCCAUGUGAAACUGGCCUUACUGGGUGAGCCGGUCCAUGUCCUGUAGCACAUUGAAGCGUCAGCCCUCGACACCGAUCUUGCUCAUUACCUGUGUUCACACGGCCGGGUUCACUGCUCCAUGGUGGAGCUGCAGCCCCAGGAGCUGCUGUCAGGUGACGGGUACCCGCUGUGCUGGGGUUGCUGUGUCUGACCAGGAGUUUGCCGCCAUGAAACCCUCCUUGUGCUCCCUCUCUCCCUUCCACAAGCGUUUCCCAGCCCCGAGGCCAUUUUUUCCAAUGCUAUCACUCCCCCACUUGCUGCUUUCCCAGCACUGGCGUUGCCUGUGUCUCCAUGCCCCUUGCCCUCACCCCUUUUGCCAGUACCUGCCGCAGAGCUCCCCGCUUCACCCCGAGGAGCUGCUGGGUUUCAGCCCCUGCCUCUGCACCACGGGCCGUGUAACUCCCACUGCAACCAGGGAUGUUCCUCGGGCGCUCCUCCUCCUCCUCCUACCCCAUCUCACUGCACACCCCUCGUCUCUCCCACAGGCAACCAAGCAGUUCCUGGAGGAGAUCAAUAAGUGGACAGGCCAGUACAAUGUGUCCCCACUCUCCUGGAAUGUGGCCGUCAAGUUCCUCAUGGCCCGUAAGUUCGACGUCCUGCGGGCCAUCGAGCUCUUCCACUCCUACCGGGAGACACGGCUGAAGGAAGGCAUUGUGAAGCUGAAGCCGCACGAGGAGCCGCUGCGCUCGGAGCUGCUCAGCGGCAAGUUCACCAUUCUGAGUGUGCGGGACCCCUCAGGAGCCUCCAUCGCCCUCUUCACAGCCAAGCUGCACCACCCCAGCAAGAGUGUGCAGCAUGUGGUGCUCCAGGCACUCUUCUACCUGCUGGACCGAGCAGUGGAGAGCUUCGAAACCCAGAGGAACGGGCUGGUGUUCAUCUAUGACAUGGCGGGCUCACAGUACACCAACUUCGAGCUGGACCUUAGCAAGAAGAUCCUCAACCUGCUGAAGGGUGCCUUCCCGGCUCGGCUUAAGAAGGUUUUCAUCGUGGGAGCUCCCAUGUGGUUUCGCGUGCCCUACUCCAUCAUCAGCCUGCUGCUGAAGGAGAAGCUGCGGGAGCGGGUGCAGAUGGUGAAGAUGUCGGAGCUGAAGGAGCACCUGCCCCGGGAAUGCCUCCCCGAGUACCUCGGGGGGUCCCUCAAACUGGACCCUCUGAGCUGGAACUGCCGGUUCCUGCCCCAGCAGAACGGGCAUCCCGACCCCCUGGAUGAGCUCAUCCUGGUGCCGCUGGUGGCCCCUAAAGAUAAUGGAUCCGUCCACGUCCCUGGGCCCAAGUCCAUCACCCUCCAGGAACUGCUGGAUCAUGUCAGCCACAAGCAGAAACGAGGCAUCUACGAAGAGUACGAAGAUAUUCGGCGCAGGAGCCCGGCCGGCACCUUUGCCUGCUCUUUGGCACCCUACAACCAGGAGAAGAACCGGUACGGGGACGUGCCCUGCCUGGACCAAACCCGCGUCAAGCUGGCGAAGCCGUAUAGCCGCCCGGAGCUGACCGAUUACAUCAAUGCAAGCUUCAUGGAUGGCUACAAGCAGAGGAACGCUUACAUCGGGACGCAGGGGCCUCUGGAAAACACCUACGGUGACUUCUGGCGCAUGGUGUGGGAGCAAAAUGUCCUGGUGAUUGUGAUGACAACCAGGCUGGAGGAGGGAGGCAGGAGAAAGUGCGGCCAAUACUGGCCCCUGGAGAAGGAUUUCCAGGUGUGCUUCGGGGCCCUGACCAUCACCAACCUGGGCGUGGAGAACCUCAGCCAUUACAAGAAAACCGUCCUGGAGAUCCACAGCUCAGAGACCAGGGAGCGGCGGCUGGUGUCCCAUUUCCAGUACCUGAGCUGGCCGGACUACGGCGUCCCCUCCUCAGCGGCCACCCUCAUUGACUUUCUGGGGGCUGUGAAGCAGCAGCAGAGGGUGGCGGUCAGCGCCCUGGGACCUCGCUUCAAGGGUCACCCUGGGGGACCCCCGAUUGUGGUGCACUGCAGUGCCGGCAUCGGCAGGACAGGUACCUUCUGCGCGCUGGACAUCUGCCUGUCGCAGCUGCAGGAUGUGGGCACGCUCAACAUCUCCCAGACGGUGCUGCGCAUGCGGACCCAGCGCGCCUUCAGCAUCCAGACCCCCGAGCAGUAUUACUUCUGUUACACCGCCGUCCUUGAGCACGCCCAGCGCGAGGGCCUGCUGCUCGCCAACCACAGCCGGGCCAGCCAGGAGAAGGGCUCACCGGGACACUGAGACCUGCCGCCUCCCCGCAGAAACCCCUUCCCAGCCCACCGGGGCUGCCGGAGCCGCCUCCAUGCCCGCUGGGACUCGGCGCUCAGCACUGCUGUCGAACUGUGCCUUAUUCACACCAACCGUGGCUGCCGCUCGCCUGGCGGCGGAGGACGGCGCAGGAAGAGGCUCUCACUCCUCUCCGCGGUAUUUCUGUCGAGGGGGUGGGUUGGUUGGGGGAGGUGGUUUUUCUUCUUGUUGUGGUUGGAUUUUUUUUAAUUAAUAUUUUUUUUGUUGGGACCAUCUAAAAUGUAUCUAGAGAGGGGCUCUGCAGAGCCCUAGGAAAUGUAUUUCCAGUCAUGCCCUGGGGUUUAGGAAGAGGCGCCUACUUCAGUCUUACCUGCCACUAAGUAUGUGUGUCUGUAUGUAUGUGUGUAUAUAAUAUAUCCCUGCUGUGCCCACCCCUGGCUAUUAUAUAUAUACAUAUAUACAAGCACCCGUUGAGCAGCUCCUGCGGUCCCCACAGUCCUGCUGUCUCACUGCUGUGAUCCCUGGAGCGUUGAGUUUGGUCCUGGCUCUGUCUUGUUUUCCCACCCCCAACCCCCGGCUCCUUUUUCCCUUUCCUGCCCCUCCUGCUCCUCGCAGGCAGCACUGGACCUGGUUCCUGCUCUGGGGGUGCUCAGCAGCAUCCUCCUCCCUCCUUUUCCUUGUCUCAUAUUCCCCAUCCUCAUCUCCUGCCGGGAAACGGCAGCUCUGCUCCCGGGAGGAGGAUGUAGAGGAUUUUGCCCGCGGGUCGGCCGAGGGGUAAGGAGCUCACGGUGUCCCCCGCCCCUAGGGGUGCAGCCGCCGGAGUCACUAGGUACGAGGGGAUGGGGACACGGAGGGGACCGACCGGCUCUCCAGGUUGCCCGGCUUUUCCAAGCCGGCAGUGGGAAUCCGCGGGCCCAGCCCUGCGGUGAGUCACGGGCUGGAAAAGCGCUGAGCAAAAAACGCCAAAACGCUGGAGAGGCCAUGAGCUGACCUGACCUCCGGGGCAGCAGCACCUGCCCAGGGCACUGGGACUGGCAGCGCCUGCGCCUCAGUAACUUUAUACUGUAAUAAGCUCUUUGAAUGUGUAUAUUCUUAUUUUUUUAUAAUCUUGGGGGGUUGGGGUUUUUGGUUUGGGUUUUGUUUUGGUUUGGUUUUUUGUAUUUAACAUUAACUUGAUCCAAGCCAGAGCCAGAAGUAUUUGUAAAUGUUCCUAUUUUGCUCUCGUUCAGAGAAACAUUUUCGUUGUUACUUUUUGGGUUUUGUUUUGUUUUUAUUUGUACCGACAUAUAAAUACACUACCAGUGACCGGUCCUCUCAGCUCUCAUGCUGCAGUUGGUCAGGGGCAGGAGAGGAGAGGGAGGGAGUUUAGGGCUUUGCACACCCCGCAGUCCUCAAAAGUGAGCUGGCCUCAUCCCUGGAGACACGCUGCGCUGCCGUGGCCCCCUAGCACUGGGGAGGGCACAGGGCUGCAUUCAGGGCCGUGCCAGGGAGCAGGGGGCUGGGGGGGUCAGGGCAGCUGCCCUCAGAGCCCAGCAGCCCACUCCUGACCCGGGUGAGGCGCCGUGAGAGGGAGCCAAGCUGCAGACAGCUUCCUUGGGUGGGCAGGACACAGGAUGCCGGCAGGAGGGAAGGCAGCGAGGUGUGGACAAGCUGCCCCACUCUGAGCUCCUGCCUCUUUUCCCAGGGCCUGGCUGAGCCCCAGAGCAUCAAUCUGCUUUAAGCACCGGGUAUUUGGGAGUCUCUUUCUUUGCAUAGACCUUUUCUCCAGCUGUCACCUCCCUCCUUUAUCUAUUUUGAUGAAUAAUUAUUGAGGAAGUGCCCAGGGUGUGUUGGCCACCCUGAUGAGCAGCCCAGGAAACCAAACCUGUAUCUGCAAGGACCCCCCGGCCAGGGCUGGAGGGGCAGCGCCAUGCCCUGGAUGGGGAGGCGGGACAGGCAGGGCUGGCUGGGGGAUCUGCGUGCUGCUGCCUGCACCACAUAAGGCACAGUGAUUUGGGGGGGCUGGUAGGGUUUGCCUCUAAUGCAGAUGCUGUCAACAGCGAAAGGCUGGGCGGCAGCUGAUCUGAACAUGGCGUACCUGAUCCUGUUGCUGCUACCUGUAACGCUCAAGGGGUGGAAGCGGAGAUUAAAGGAACGGGGUUG
Messenger RNA from Athene cunicularia (burrowing owl), 5915 nucleotides. RefSeq names its product protein tyrosine phosphatase, non-receptor type 9 (gene PTPN9). The coding region runs from base 1545 to 3767 and encodes 740 amino acids. The transcript has 12 exons. NCBI's taxonomy places the organism in Eukaryota, Metazoa, Chordata, Aves, Strigiformes, Strigidae. Gene Ontology annotation, molecular function: protein tyrosine phosphatase activity. Gene Ontology annotation, biological process: protein dephosphorylation. The record is from RefSeq and is a predicted model, not a curated record.